Molecule: messenger RNA, 2207 nt
Organism: Amaranthus tricolor (Joseph's coat)
Lineage: Eukaryota; Viridiplantae; Streptophyta; Magnoliopsida; Caryophyllales; Amaranthaceae
Product: protein RETICULATA-RELATED 1, chloroplastic
Exons: 8
Coding region: 271-1845 (524 amino acids)
Biological process (GO): plant organ development
Cellular component (GO): chloroplast inner membrane
Source: RefSeq, a predicted model, not a curated record
CGAGUUACCAAAAAAGAGAUUGGGUUUCCCCCUUUGUCGGCUUUCAACAACCAUCAAAAACCUACCCCUCUCCCACACUCCAUUCCUCUUUCUUCUCCUUCUCUCUCAUAUACCCUCUCAUUGGAAGAGAGAGAAAGCUUAAGGAGUUGAAUACUAGGUUAUCACUUCUCCAUAUCCUCCAUUGUUACCCAUUAUCUGACUCCAAUCAUCCAUAUACACUUUCAAUUCAAUUUUAUUGUUCUUCUUGAUUGCAAUUUUCCUAGAAAAACCAUGUCUCACGCUGUAUUUCAAUCUGCACAAAUCAUGCCUAUAAACACCCAAAUACCUAAUAAUUCCCUUUUCAUGAACCCUCUCACCAUUGUUAAUUGUUACCCACUUACCAGAAAAUACAGAAAGUCGUUGAUUAUCAGGGAUUCGCUUUCUCCUCCUCCUUCUGUUGAUGGGGAUUCUGCGAUUCUUCACUUGGAGCGUUGUUUAGUGGCUUCGCCGACGACUUCUUCUUCGUCGUCUAUGGCUUCUCCGAUUAUGAAGGAUAAAUAUGGUGCGUUUGGUGCUGUUACUUUGGAGAAGUCUAAGCUUGAUAUGACUCAGAAGCAAACUCGAUUGAGCCCUGAGCUAGCAACAGGUGGAGGUGGUGGUGAUAUUGGAAAAAAAAUCAAUCAUGGUGGUGGCGAUGGUGGUGAUGAUGGUGGAGAUGAUGAUGAUUACUUUGAUGAUUUUGAGGAUGGUGAUGAAGGAGACGAGGGAGGGAUUUUCAGGAGGCGGCUUGUUUUGCAAGAGGUAUUUGAUCGAAAAUUUUUAGAUGCUGUGUUAAAUGAGUGGCAGAAAACAGUAAUGGAUCUUCCAGCUGGGAUCAGGCAAGCUUUUGAGAUGGGUUUAGUUAGUUCUGCUCAACUGGUUAAAUUUUUAGCGAUUAAUGCGAGACCGAAUACAAUUAGAGCUAUUGCACGUGGCCUUCCGCAGGGAUUAUCGAGAGCAUUCAUUGGGAGGAUGAUUGCAGAUCCAGCUUUCCUAUAUAGACUUCUUUUGGAACAGGCCACUACUAUUGGUUGUACUACUUGGUGGGAGUUAAAAAAUCGCAAGGAUAGGAUAAAGAAGGAAUGGGAUUUAGCACUUGUUAAUGUACUAACAGCAGCAGCAUGCAAUGCUGUUGUUGUCUGGACACUUGCGCCUUGCCGUUCAUAUGGAAAUACAUUCCGUUUUGAUUUGCAGAAUACAUUGCAAAAGCUUCCAAACAAUGUGUUUGAAAAGAGUUAUCCUCUUAGAGAAUUCGAUAUACAAAAGAGAGUGCAUUCCUUUUUUUACAAGGCUGCAGGCCUGUGUUUUGUGGGACUUACUGCUGGUGCAAUACAAGGUGCUCUGUCCAAUCUCUGUGCCAAGAAUAAGGAUGACAGGUUAUCUGUGACAGUCCCAUCUGUUAGGACAAAUGCACUUGGCACUGGUGCCUUCCUUGGGCUUUAUGCUAAUUUGCGUUAUCAAAUGCUAUGCGGUAUUGAUAGAGGAUUGUCCAGCUACUUUGAUGUUAUUGGAGUAUCCUUAUUUUUCAGCACAGCUUUGAGGAUCUUGAAUGUUCAAAUCGGGGAGACAUCACGCUUGGCAUGGCUGGGAAUAGAGGCUGAUCCACUUGUUCAUUCAGACAACCUUUUGAAGGCUUACAAUCGAUCUCCCGAAACAAAUGUUUCCAAGCAAGGUUCCAACUGGUUUAUUUCAAAGAACACCAUCGUCUCAGGUCUCGGUCUUCUUGGGCUUCCACAAGGAACUAUCUCUGAUUCUACUAAAGAGUCAGAUCCACCUAAGCCUCGAAGGAAACGGGUCGUCAGGAAAAAGGUCUCACCUACAUCGUAGUGCUCCUUAGCAUAUUUCCCAUCAAUUUUGCAACUAUAAUUAGGUAGCUCUUGAAUGGUUUGCAAAACCGACCUUUGAUUACUCGAGCAUCCGUGCGGCCAAUGGCAAUGAGUAAGGAGGAUUUGAUGCAGUUUUAGUGUUCUACAUGUUGAGAUUUCUUAUGCCCUAUUGAUGUCAUAAUGGUGGAUCCAAAUGAUCUUAAAAGAGCUGUAAAGGUAGUUUUUUUGCCAUGGAAAUGUUAACACUGAGACAGCUUAUUGUAGCAUUCCUUUAUUACUGUGAUAAAAAAAGAUAAAGGUCUGCCUGUUGGCUUCUACCUUUAUUCAUUUGCUAUAAUCUACAGUAGCCAUUUCUUAUCUUUA